AUUUCUCAACUCGUAACCGAAAUACUUGGACAAUUUCUUUUUUCUCUGUACUUUUGUGUGGGAAAGAAAAUAGGAGUCAUAUUCAGUUGCAGAACAACCAUGGGGACUUGAAAAGGUCACCUACUCCAAUACUCAACUCCCACAUUAUACUCGCAGAGUUCAUCAAUGGACAAACACAGAGUCUUGAACUCAUUGAAAUCUCAACGCCCAUGAUGAGGUUUUUCAGGGUUCAUUCUUGCAGACCUUAAUCGGCUUUCUGUGUCUGGAAACAGGCCUUUCAUUCUCAUCUUUCAUGUAUACACCGAGAUUGAAACUUUAGCUUGUUGAGUCAACAAAUGGGUUCUUUGAAGAUUCAAUUUUGAAGGCUUUUUAUACGCUGUUUGUGCCUCAAAACAAUAAUUUCGGCUUCUGGGUCCUCAAAAUGGCUACUUUAGAGAUGUCCCACAUAGAUUUGGAGUGCGGAUACCGGAGCUCCGGAGGAGGCCGCGGCAGCGGCGUGACCAGUGAAGUGGAGGAGGAGGAGGAAAGUGUUUGCUUCUCAGACGCUGAUGACGGGUCUUGCCACUCUCAGUUCUAUUCCACUGCUGAUGGUGAUGGUUCUUAUGAUGAUUACAGCUUUGCCUGUGGCUCCGAGAUUUUGGAGGAUGAGGCCAUGGAAUCUAGGAGAGUUUCAUCAGUAGCUGAUCCUUCUGACUCUGUGGAUUUAGAAAGUGGUGAAAAGAAGGCGCAUUUGGGAAGCCUUGAGAGAGAUUGUAGGAUUUGCCAUUUGAGUUUGGUGAGUAGUAGCCCGGGUUCUGGGAUUGCCAUUGAAUUGGGGUGUUCUUGUAAGGAUGAUUUGGCCGCUGCUCACAAGCAUUGUGCAGAGACUUGGUUCAAAAUCAAAGGAAACAAGACUUGUGAGAUUUGUAAUUCAAUUGCAUGCAAUGUUGCCGGCCCUAUUGAUACUGAGACUAUACAACAAGCCAGUGAGAGUAGCACGGUUGUUGCGGCCACAUCCUCAGCUCCACCACCCUCCAUUUCCGAAAACCGAACGUGCUUAAACGGUCACCGGUUUCUUAAUUUUCUUCUUGCUUGUAUGGUAUUUGCAUUCGUCAUAUCUUGGCUUUUCCACUUCAACAUCCCAUCUUAAGUAUUUUGUGAGGGUGCUUGUGAAGAUUGUAAAGAUGAUGCCAGAUUUGAUAUAUUGCAAUUAUGAAUUAAUAGGUACUA
Sesamum indicum (sesame) is the source of this 1209-nucleotide messenger RNA. RefSeq lists its product as uncharacterized. Lineage: Eukaryota; Viridiplantae; Streptophyta; Magnoliopsida; Lamiales; Pedaliaceae. The record is from RefSeq and is a predicted model, not a curated record. Gene Ontology annotation, molecular function: zinc ion binding.